CGACCCCCAGCAUGCUUUGCCCACACGGUGUCGAGCAGACGUUUCGUGUAGACAUAAUUUUUCACACAAGUUCAGCCGGUUUUAACCGUUUUCUGACAUGGAGACCCUUCUCGAGCAGCAGAGACGGUAUCACGAGGAGAGGGAACGUCUUAUGGACGCCAUGGUGAAGGAAAUGUUACACAAACCUGGAUCGCAUCGGGAACAAAUAAACUCAGAACAGAGAUGCAAGCAGCUGCUGGAUAGAUACAUGGAAGUGUGUGCCAACUUGAAGGAGUUGUACGAAGACAAAGAUGGGCUGAGGAAAGAAGAGGUGGAUGCACUGUCUGGUCCCAAUGAGUUCCAGGAGUUCUACUCUCGCCUGAAAGCCAUUAAGGACUUCCAUAGGAAACAUCCCAAUGAGAUCAGUGUGCCGAUGUCAGUUGAGUUUGAAAUGGUGAAAGAGGCAAGGGAAAACCCAACUGAUGAAGCUAUGGUGGACUUCACAGACGAGGAAGGGUAUGGGAAGUACCUGGAUCUCCAUGAAUGUUUUGAAAAAUACAUCAACCUGAAGGGUAUAGAGAAAGUUGACUACAUCACCUACCUGAACGUGUUUGACCAGUUCUUUGACAUUGCCAAGGACAGGAAGAAUGCACAGUACAAGGACUACCUGCUGACGUUACUGGACUACCUGCAGGGGUUCUGUGCCCGUGUACACCCCCUGUUGGACCUGAACGAGGAGGUAGAACAAGUCAUGAGGGACUUCAACCUCCAGUGGGAGACUGGCACCUUCCCAGGCUGGCCGAAAGAGGCAAGCAGUGCUUUAGCUCACUCUGGUGCCCAUCUGGACCUAUCUGCCUUCUCCUCAGCUGAGGAGUUGGCCUCCCUUGGUCUUGACAGGUUAAAGUCAGCCCUGUUGGCUCUGGGACUCAAGUGUGGAGGAACACUGGAGGAGAGGGCACAGCGACUCUUCAGCACAAAAGGAAAGAGUCUUGAGGAGUUGGACCCUUCACUGUUUGCCAAGUCCAAGCCAGGGAAGGGCAAAGGAGCCAAGGAUGUGAGUGAGAAACAGAAGGAGAUCGCCAGUCUUGAGGGACAGGUGUACCGACUCUCCGAGAUACUCAGUGAGCACCGAGCGGCGACGCGUGAGAACGUGCAGCGCCGGCAGGCUCGUACGGACACAGAGCGAGAGGACGAGGACGCAGAGGAGUUCAGCGAAAGUGAGAGUGAAGACGAGGAAAAUGAGAUCAUCUACAACCCCAAGAACCUUCCACUGGGCUGGGAUGGCAAGCCGAUCCCAUACUGGCUGUACAAGCUGCACGGCCUGAACAUCAGCUACAGCUGUGAGAUCUGUGGGAACUACACCUACAGGGGACCCAAGGCCUUCCAGAGACACUUCGCUGAGUGGCGCCAUGCCCACGGCAUGAGAUGUCUGGGGAUCCCCAACACUGCUCACUUCGCUAACGUCACCCUGAUCGAGGACGCUGUCGCACUGUGGGAGAAACUGAAGACUAGCAAGUCUGCAGAGCGGUGGCAGCCAGACCAGGAGGAAGAGUAUGAAGACUCAACGGGUAACGUGGUCACCAAGAAGACUUAUGAAGAUCUGAAGAGGCAGGGGCUGCUGUGAGGGAAACGGCCAAGAUUUUAAAGUCAAUCCCACUGAUGACACCAUGUAUAGUGGUCAUUGGAAGAAACGUACUUGGAAGAUCAAGUAAAAAAAUUUAGAGUCAGUCAGCUUCUCUUAUCAUGAUCAUUUUCACACCAUUGUAUAGAUCAUCAGUUUGGGAAUGUGUCUCUUACACAAGGGAACAAUAUAAAGCAUGUCAGAAAUGUAUGGCGUAUGUACACACAUAAAGCUUUUGUAAAAACUGAGACCUAGAAUGUCACAAACAGUUGUGUCCAGUGUACCAUUUUGUUUGUUUCUUAUGUCACUUGAUAAAAAAAUUAAUUUGUGUAGUACAAAUACAUUAAACAAAGACUUGUACUUUCUUAUUCACUAUUAUAAGGACCAAAGUUAGGACAUGAUGUAGAUUCUGAUAAAGGAUAUGUUACACAAACUAUUUCUCUGGUUUGUAACACUGUAUUCCUGUUAUUUUUCCAUGUAAAAACAACUGUUUAGUGUUAGGGGGAAUAAAAAAAAA
Molecule: messenger RNA, 2117 nt
Organism: Branchiostoma belcheri (Belcher's lancelet)
Lineage: Eukaryota; Metazoa; Chordata; Leptocardii; Amphioxiformes; Branchiostomatidae
Product: splicing factor 3A subunit 3-like
Exons: 18
Coding region: 98-1603 (501 amino acids)
Biological process (GO): mRNA splicing, via spliceosome
Cellular component (GO): spliceosomal complex; nucleus
Molecular function (GO): zinc ion binding; RNA binding
Source: RefSeq, a predicted model, not a curated record